Molecule: messenger RNA, 416 nt
Organism: Paramecium octaurelia
Lineage: Eukaryota; Ciliophora; Oligohymenophorea; Peniculida; Parameciidae
Source: the annotation of a GenBank genome assembly
AUGUUUUGUUGCUCGAAUGCGAAAAAGAAAUCAUCACAAACUCCAUAAAAGAAGCUGAAUAAUAGUUAGAAUUCUUCAGUAAUAUGUUGUUAUAUUCUAGGAACAAACUCUUAAUAUUAAUGAUGAAGCAUUUACUUUUAUUACAACCAUAUAAAUUCAACAUGUAAAUACCAUUCAAACAUACAAGAUUACUCAAGACAUUUAAACUUUUAGGUAAAAAUAGUCUUACAUUUAGAAGCAGCAGAUCUAAUAGUAGAGGAACUAAAAUUAAUGACCAUGUUGCAUAAUCGAUUCUUGUCAAACCUUUACGAAAAUCUCCUUUUCUAACUUUCAACAAAAAAGGAACUGAUACUACAACCAAAUACUUAUCUACGAAAUAAGGAUAUACUCUUCUUGUUACUAGGACUCCUCAAUGA